AUGGAAACGCCAGAAAAUACACCGAAAAAGUCAUGGCCGCCAAACAGCAAUGGUGGCAGUGGUGCUGCUGCUGGAUAUGGAACGCCCCGACAACAGCCACCCAACGGAGAACGUGAAAAACAUGAACGGACACCACAAACACCUGGACGAGCUAUUGGUUCCCUGGUGCUAUUAACACAAAAAUUUGUGGAUUUAAUGAUAAGAAAUGGAGGGGAAAUUGAUCUCAAAGAUGCUGCUGACAUAUUAGAUGUGCAAAAACGUCGUAUUUAUGAUAUCACAAAUGUUUUGGAAGGAGUUGGUCUCAUCGAGAAGACACGUUAUUCCAGUGUUGUUCGAUGGCGAGGCGGCCUGAAUGGUCAAAAUGACGAUUCAAUAUGUAAAGCGGUGAAGGCACGUACCGAUCAUUUAAUAGCAUUGGAAGAUGAAAUUGACACACUAUUGGAUACCGCCCGUCGCAAUCUCAAAUAUGUCAAAGAAGAUGCUAUAAAUCGUUCAUUUGCCUAUGUUACCCGCGAUGAUUUACUUUCGGUAUUUGGUGACGAUGUGGUUUUCACAAUACCCCGUCACGACGAAGAAGUGCAAAUAGAAAAAAAUAAGAAUUCUUUAUACAUUUCAUUGGACAAUGGCAGUACAAUCGAUGUACGAUUAGUUACAAAUCAAGGACGCUGUAGUACAACAAAACCCGAAACAGAAUCUGCCCGGCAAUAUUCACGUUUGGAAACACCAUCACCCACACUAUCAUCAUCAUCGUCAACGUAUUCAACAACAUCGGGUACCCUGCAACAAACCUCCACCAAAGCAAAUCUAGUCAACGAAGAGCACACCUACUUUUGUAAUCCCGAGCUGAAAGAAGAAAUGGAGGCGUUGGAAAAUAAGCUGACCGCCCGAAUUGUAUUGCAAAAUUGUACGGCGGGUCAUUCGUUGAGACGAUUCUUUCCCGAUGAUCCAUAUAUGGAAAAUCCCCCUCUAAUGCCUUUGAAUCCGCCACAAAACGAUUAUCAUUUUGAUUUAAGUCAAGAUGAGGGUAUAUGCGAACUAUAUGAUAUACCCUGUUGUCCAUAAUAGUGU
Molecule: messenger RNA, 1068 nt
Organism: Musca vetustissima
Lineage: Eukaryota; Metazoa; Arthropoda; Insecta; Diptera; Muscidae
Gene: E2f2
Product: transcription factor E2F2
Exons: 5
Coding region: 1-1062 (353 amino acids)
Biological process (GO): regulation of transcription by RNA polymerase II
Cellular component (GO): RNA polymerase II transcription regulator complex
Molecular function (GO): RNA polymerase II cis-regulatory region sequence-specific DNA binding; DNA-binding transcription factor activity, RNA polymerase II-specific
Source: RefSeq, a predicted model, not a curated record